Melanotaenia boesemani (Boeseman's rainbowfish) is the source of this 2828-nucleotide messenger RNA. It is a transcript of the gene tuba5, whose product is annotated as tubulin alpha 5. The record is from RefSeq and is a predicted model, not a curated record. Gene Ontology annotation, cellular component: cytoplasm; microtubule. Lineage: Eukaryota; Metazoa; Chordata; Actinopteri; Atheriniformes; Melanotaeniidae. Gene Ontology annotation, molecular function: structural constituent of cytoskeleton; GTP binding. Gene Ontology annotation, biological process: microtubule cytoskeleton organization; mitotic cell cycle. The coding region runs from base 203 to 1555 and encodes 450 amino acids. The transcript is spliced from 5 exons.
AGCUCCCUCCUUCUGAAGUCCUGAAUCAGCAUCGUCAGAUAGACGUACAUAUAAAGAGAAGCACACAAAGCACCGUGGUGUUGGUGCAGACGCGUCCCAGGACUCUGCAGGGGAAUUACAACGUCUACCUGAGCCUUGCUGACAGACAAUACACUUUAAAUAGUCUGCAACAAAACAUCCUGCUUUUAGCAUCUGGAUCAACAUGAGAGAGUGCAUCUCUAUCCAUGUGGGCCAGGCAGGUGUCCAGACUGGAAAUGCGUGCUGGGAGCUCUUCUGCCUCGAGCAUGGUGUCGGCCCUGAUGGCGUCUUCCUGGAGGGUCCUACUGAGCCAAAUUCCCGUGAAGAUCCAUUCAACACUUUUUUCAGUACUGGGAGCUUUGGCCGUCACGUUCCCAGGGCAAUAUUUGUAGACCUGGAGCCCACGGUUAUUGAUGAAGUGAGAGUUGGAAAAUACAAAGAGCUCUUCCACCCUGAGCAGCUGAUCUCUGGAAAGGAGGAUGCAGCCAAUAACUACGCUCGAGGCCAUUACACUGUCGGCAAAGAGAUCAUUGAUGGAGUCAUGGAGCGGAUUCGAAAAAUGACGGAUCAAUGCACAGGCCUGCAGGGGUUCCUGGUCUUCCACAGCUUUGGAGGAGGCACUGGCUCUGGCUUCACCUCUCUUCUGAUGGAGCGUCUCUCGUUAGACUAUGGCAAGAAAUCCAAGUUGGAGUUUGCUAUCUACCCAGCUCCCCAGGUGUCCACUGCAGUAGUGGAGCCCUACAAUGCCAUCCUGACCACCCACACCACCUUAGAGCACUCUGACUGUGCCUUCAUGGUGGAUAACGAGGCCAUCUACGACAUAUGUCGCCGCAACAUGGACAUCGAGAGGCCGGGUUACCUCAACCUCAACAGAUUGAUCGGUCAGAUCGUCUCCUCAAUCACCGCCUCACUUCGCUUUGAUGGCGCCCUCAAUGUUGAUCUGAUGGAGUUCCAGACCAACCUUGUCCCAUUUCCACGUAUCCACUUCCCUCUGGUUACCUACUCACCCAUCAUCUCUGCUGAGAAGGCUUACCAUGAGCAGCUGACUGUGUCCGAGAUCACCAGUGCUUGCUUCGAACCGACCAAUCAGAUGGUCAAGUGUGACCCUCGUCAGGGCAAAUACAUGGCGUGCUGCAUGCUGUACAGAGGAGAUGUUGUCCCUAAGGAUGUAAACGCGGCCAUAGCGAGUAUAAAGACCCGACGCUCCAUCCAGUUUGUUGACUGGUGCCCCACUGGUUUCAAGGUUGGCAUUAAUUACCAGCCUCCGACUGCAGUCCCUGGUGGAGACCUGGCCAAAGUCCAGAGGGCCGUGUGCAUGUUAAGCAACACCACUGCCAUUGCUGAGGCCUGGUCUCGUCUGGACCACAAGUUUGAUCUCAUGUACGCUAAGCGUGCAUUUGUCCACUGGUAUGUGGGCGAAGGCAUGGAGGAAGGCGAGUUUGCAGAGGCCAGAGAAGACCUGGCCUGUCUGGAAAGGGAUUAUGAAGAGCUGGGCCGAAUGAGCCCCGAUUCAGAAAACGAUGAUGACGAAGUCUGAAUCUCAGCAGCGAUCACAAAGCAGUUUUUGUUUACUUAUUUUGUCACUGUUUCCAAGCUAGAGUUAACCAAAAUGAUGGCCUUUGCCACGGCCUUGUUUUUAAAAAUAGUGUCCGUUUCAGAUUAUAAAACUAACACUUACAAAAACAUUACAAAAAACUAUAAAAAAAAAUAAAUAAAUAAAUUAUAUGCACCGCCUCUGGCACUUCAUGACAGCACCUGGGUCCAACUGGACUCACAGCAGUCUGACUACCACUUAAUUAUGAUCAAUCAUCUUUGAAUUCUUGCUUGUGUUGUUCUUACUCUCAGAUGUAAGUUGAUUUGGAUAAAAGCGUCUGCUUAAUGACUGUAAAAUAGAACUUAUACAUGAUGUGAUUUGUGCUCUGAAAUAAACUUUUAUCUUUUGCAUGUGAAACUAGAUAGAAACACAGUUACCUGCUGCUCGAGGGUGAUGCUGUGGACACCACAUUCUCAUUACAAAACCCACCUUUGCAUACAUUUUAAUGUGCACGAAAAUAUCAUAGCCUUAUAUAAUAAAAAACCUCAUUGCAUUUCCUCUGAAGCUCAUAACCUGAUAAAUAUACAAGUACAUAUGUCGCUGUCCUCAACCUUCUUCACAAACUGGUCUUACACAUUUAAUGAAUGUGAAAUAAGGAGGCAGUUUUAUAGGAUUUUUUAUGUUAGUUUUAUAUGUAUAAAGAAAUACACACUUUUUUUAAACUAGAAAUUUCAGUAGUGAUAUGUAGGAGUCGGUUACUUUUAUGUCUCUUACAGAAAUUUAAUGUACAGUCAUCCCACAUAUGAAAUUCCUCAUUUUUGGUUGUUAUCUAAAACACAGGGAUUGUGUUAAGUCUGUCAUUAAAUGGUUGUACAAAAUAAGAAAAUCCAUUCUAUUUAACAUGUUUCACAAAUGGGCUUUGGAGGAUAGUUUGCAUUAGAUGAUUCAGAAAUUUUAGAAAAGUUCUGAAGGUGAUAUACUAGAACUGUAAAUUUAGAUUGUAUGCUUUUCAAAACCACCACAUUUUGUUAUAUCAAGACUAUGUUAAGACUCUCAGAAGAGGCCAGGAGAUAACACAGUUUGAGGAAUGAUCACUAAGGAAAACAGAUUUUUUUCUUUUCUUUCUUAAAUUCAAUGUAAAUUUGUUUGACAUUCAUCCUUAUUUUGUGACUAAACUUUUUGUAAGGCUUAACAAAAACAUUUUAUCUUAGUUUAGUUUUGUUUAUGUGAUAGAAUCAACAUGUCAAGAAUGAAAUAAUAAACUUUAGAUACAUUU